AUGGCAGCAUCUUCCUCAACAAACCCUAAGAACCCCAACCCUAACAACUAUGAAAACUAUGCAGAAACGAUGACAAAAACUAAGAACUUUGCAGCAAUAGUGAACAAUGAUGGUAAUGCCACCAUGCAGACGAUGGAAAAUGUAAUUGAUCCUAUUCCAAUCAAACCAGUCGAGAUAGUUGAUGGAGAACACGUGGUGGAAUGGAGAGAAGAAAAAGUUGAUCGUAUGAACAUAAUUGAGAAGCUCCAAUAUGUUGUAGUUGGUAAGUUUUCAUAUGGCUGGCCGGAGCUUGAAGAAUUGAGAACUCAGAUCCCAUUGCAAUGUGGGAUUAAAGGAGAUUGUUGUAUUGACUUGUUUAGAAAUAGACGUUUUCUUAUGAGGUUUGAAAGGUUUGAAGAUUAUUUACAGAUGAUGGCAAAGACGGCUCAUUACAUCAAAUCGAGAGAUGGAGGAAUGUACCAGAUGAGACCCUUGUUAUAUAAUACUAGAUUCAAAAUUGAUGAGGAAACUACAGUGGCGAUGGCUUGGAUAUCUUUUCCAAAUCUAUUGCCAACUUUCUUUAUGAAGAACUCGUUAUUUUCUCUAGCAUCUGCAGUUGGUAAACCAUUGCAACUGGAUAUGGCCACUAUUAAUAAAACUCGACCAAACUGUGCUAGGGUUAAAGUUAUAGUAGAUCUUGCUGCUAAUCUCCCAAAAGUUGUUAACAUGAAGAUCACAUAUGAGAAAUCUGAAGUUUCUAGGAUUUUUAAGGUACAAAUUCAGUAUGAUGUAUUGCCAAAAUAUUGCACAAGAUGUAAGUUGCAGUGUCAUAAUGAAGAAGGUUGCAAGAUUUUACAUCCAGAACUGAGAGUGGUACAUGCAGAAAAAAAUGACAAGGGGAAUAGUUCAGAGAUUCAAGCUGCUUAG
Messenger RNA from Lycium barbarum (goji berry), 906 nucleotides. RefSeq lists its product as uncharacterized. Bases 1 to 906 code for a protein of 301 amino acids. The transcript has a single exon. Lineage: Eukaryota; Viridiplantae; Streptophyta; Magnoliopsida; Solanales; Solanaceae. The record is from RefSeq and is a predicted model, not a curated record.